Molecule: messenger RNA, 1224 nt
Organism: Magallana angulata
Lineage: Eukaryota; Metazoa; Mollusca; Bivalvia; Ostreida; Ostreidae
Exons: 2
Coding region: 460-864 (134 amino acids)
Source: RefSeq, a predicted model, not a curated record
UUGGAGCUUGUCUCAGAUAUGCGCAUUUAUCUCAGUAACUUUUAGCCGGAAAUUUUUAGUACGAUCGGGUUGGGUUUUAACGGGUGUUUUUAUAUUAGUUACUUCCCUUCUAGAACAAUCCCCUUUCUAAAACAAUCGUGGAUUAGGUAAGACGUUGUAAAUUUGCUAAAAUAAUUUUUAACAUAAUCUUGCUUUUUUAUGGCUGUUUUAACAAAGCAUUCAACUCAUAUUGGGUAAUGUUGUACGCUGCCAGAAGUAAUAUAGAUGGAUGGUUUUACUUUAUGAAGAUAUUUGAUCGAUUGAAUUUAUUUACAUGGUUUUUAUUCAUGUUCGGCUGAAAACCACGUGAGGGUAUGAUAGUAAGAACAGAAUGCAGAUGUACUCAAAAACCGUCCAUUUUAUCCGUUAAGUAUUUACUAUUUUUGCUAAUUUUAAUUAUUUCUUAUUAUUCCGAGCAAAAUGCCCAAAACAAAAAAAACGGAUUUGUCAGCGACGAGGGGCCAGCGUGGGGGCCGGAGACGACAGAGGCCCGAGAGGGCAGGGCGUGCAAGCAGCAGCACAGCAGCAGAGCAGGUAGCGCAACCUCCAGUGGAGAAUCAGACGGUGGCUUCCCAUUCCCCUCAGCCCUCCACAGCACCCAUGAUGGUGGCGCCAUCCAUCACUGUGGCAGGACCAACAGAUGCUAUUGGCUCAUCCCAGCAAGAAUCGACAGAAAUGGCACAAGCUGUACACUGGUUCAUCAAAACGGCUACACUGGAUAACGUCGCGGUGAAAAAAUCCAUAUGGCGUAUUUCGACCGCACCUCAACACAAAUGGAAGAGUCGACACAUAUUCUACGCUCAUGACGUCAUAUUGGACAGUUGAUCCUAAUUCAAAUCCAUAAUGAUGGAUAUGCACAUGUGAAAAUUUUUGUCCAUUUACUUGUCAUUCAAGGUUGCUUAUAUCAUGUAUAUGGCUUAAGUAAGGUUAAAAUAUUUAGUAGAACGUUAAUGCACUUGUGUUUACCCAGUGCAUGAUUACGUCAUAUUUGCUUAUUGAUAACGUCAUAUUUGCUUGUUGAUGACGUCAUAAUUACGUCAUAAUUGCCUAUUGAUUACAUCAUGUUUGCUUAAUGCUUGUUGCUUUGCUUUUUGCUUGCUUGCUUGCUUUUGUUGGGGGCGGCCCUGCGGUAGCCCCCAUAAUUUCACCGCGGCCAGAAGCGCCAAAUAAACUAUUCUCAGAUAA